AUGUCUACAUUACGUCAAGGUCUCGAACAGGUCUUCUCGGCAACCGAUCGUCGAGAAAGCCGCCGGUCUACCAGCAGCAAUACAGACUCUCUGGCCCUCAGCGAUCGAAGUGAAAAUUUCAGCUCUGAUUCCUCUGGACGCCGUCGUCCAUCACCACAACGUCGUCCCUAUUCGGAUCAGAUCCACCCACGUCGCAAAUUUGACGUAGACACAAUCGCCGAAGAUCCUACCCAACGGUCCGGGCCGACAUCUGAGCCUCCUUCUCCUACACCGCGCCUUCGCGCCCAUGCUAUCAAUGUCGCUGGCGGUGCGUCGCCGGCCUCUUCGCCGGGCACAGAGACGCGUUCCCGCCGGCGAGGGACUUCUUCAGAUGGCGACGGAAAGCACUCAUCAGCACCUAGCGACGAAAGACCUCGGCCUGGCCGUUCUCGGUCUCGCACAAAAUCGGGCGGCUCGUGGAUUGAGAGACUGAAGCAAUCGUCAAACAAGUCUGGAGACUCGUCGCCUAAAUCAUCUGGCAAGGUCUCGCCUAAAACCAUCGUUCCUCUGCAGCCGCCAAGAUUGGUGUCGAGCUCUGUCGAUACAUCAGACCAUCACAAUGUUCGAGUCGAAAAGUCAUUCACGUCGUUACAAGCCACUGGGAACGAGCGGACUGAGGUAAGCGAGAAAGAGCCACAGUCGAGACGGACCUCGUGGGACCCCCUGCGCUUCUUCUCGGCAUAUGUUCAGUUGGCCAAACGCCUAAGUCUCCCAAGGCGUUCAUCAAAGCCAGCAAAUGGGGCAACUGUACAGUCACGAGGACAUCCGCAAGAGAUUCAGAUGCCGGAUCACAAGACUGCACAUGUACUGAAGAAGAACCGGACGUCUGAAGCUCUUCGUCGCGUCACUUCAAUUCUUCGAGAAGCUCAAGGCGUCUCUGGUAAUGUGUCUUCACCUUCACUGGUCGGUGUUCAACGAGUCAAAAGCGUAUCUGGACAGUCGACCUCAUCUAAAGCCUCUAGUGCUUUCUGGAAGAAGACCACGAGAUCGCGGAAGCAUGUGCCCAUAACUACUACUGACAGUGGCCAGACUUCCGCGCCUGCUGUAUCAUCCUACACCUCCAGUCAGGUUGCUCUACGGAUGGGAGCUCAGCCUAACAACACGCCGGAUGAGCGCGCAACUUACAAGAUCAAACGCAGUCCUAGCGCCGAGUCUGAAGAAUUUCUCAAGAUUGAUAUCAGCGUACGUGGCGGCACGAGCUAUCUGCCGAGUGAAGCUCGCAGGAUUCACACACCACCUCUGCCACAGGAUGGUCCAGAUGGGCGGAAACGAGGCUUCUUCUUCGACUAUAAUGCACCUCGGGCAUCUUCCGCCAGCCCACGCGAUGCCAUUGAUCCGAGCUCUGUUCCAUCUCGCAGCACAAGUCGGAAGGACACAGCCGGCAAGCGGAUGUUCCUCGCAAAUGGCAGAGUCGUGACGAAGAAAAGGGCCAGUGAUUGGUACGAGGCUGCACUAGCUCGGUUAGAGGACCCAGAAGACGAUUACCUCGCGGAGGAAGAGUCUACAGCCCUUCGCUUGGGCUCCGAGACUGCGCGUGAGCGUGGCGACACUGUGAGCAGUCUCUCGGAGGCUCGAAAGCCCGACGAGGAGGCCAAGCGCAAGUCGAGGACGAGUGCGCGUGGCACCGUCGCAGAAGCGCUCCGGCAUCGACCAUGCGCGUCACCGAUCAUGAACCAAACUGCCCUCGAGCCCACAGCGAAACACAGCCAGCAAGCAAUAGUAGAACUUAAGCACACGUCGCCAAUAUUGACCACAGCCUGGAGGGAAUAUAAUGGCAAGCACGCUUCUCAAAAGCGCCGGGCUUGCAAUGAGUGCCGUCAGCAGAAAUUGAAAUGCGACCUUGCCAAUGAUCAGAAUGUAUCGAUCGAGAUGUGUGCCAGGUGCGCUAAACUCGGCUUGCUAUGUAAGGUGGAUGAGACGUUUCAGCGCACGCGAAAGCGCAAGCGGUCCCACGACUUUCAAGAAGAGAUAGCUGAUCUCAAGCGCAAGCUCUCAAUCUACCAGGAUCGGCACGAUCUUCCGCAGUCCACGCCUAGCUAUGCGCCGGGCGACGAGACACCUGACCGCUCUGCGCCAGGUAGGAUAUCUGCAAGUCCUAUAGCUUCCAAGACCGUGGGACACGAGACGAAGAGGACGCCGAGCCUGGUGAAUAACGGACUACUGCCUCCAUCUGAGCUGAGCGGCACCUCUCCAGAUCUACGCAACGGACAUCACUCGUCAGACGCGAUUGCAACUCGCCCGCACGAGCAUGAGCUUGAGGCACCCACAAAUACGGCUACAGCGUCGGCUUCGAGACCUCGAAGCCUGGGUAACGGGGUCGUUACUCUGUCCCAGUCAGCCAUUGAGGAGCUCUAUUCUACGUACUUCGAGCUCUAUCAUCCCACUUUACCUAUCCUCGAUCCCGAGAUUCCCGCGCAGCGUUGUUGCGAUGUCUCGCCGUUGCUGUUCUGGAGUAUCAUGUCGAUAGCCGUGCGACGGUCGUGGAAGCAUUCGCAACUGCUUCCCACCAUGGCGCAACCAGUCAUGGACCUUCUGUGGAAAGCAAUUCGCUCUGUGCCUCAUUCGCCGGUCCUCAUUGAAAGCCUUCUAUUGCUAUGUACCUGGCCAUUCCCAACAAGCAGCUCUGCAACUGACCCUAGCUACAUCCUCUCGCACACUGCUGUAGCGGCGGCGGUGCAAAUGGGCUUGCAUAGACCGCAGCACCAGCAAGACUUCACCAAAUAUCGACUGAACCUGAGUCAAAAAGACAUGAACACCCGGGUUACACUGUGGGCAGCGUGCAAUAUAGUGGCUCAUGGAACAAGUCUUGUCAUCGGCGUCCAGAGCCAAGCCCAAGACUGGUCCUCCCUGACAGGGCUACUUUCCGGAACCGAAACGGCCUUGCCAAAGAUCAUCCAGCAGAUCUUACAGACGGAGCUUUACCGUGAUAAAGUCACCUCAGCUUUGGCGGACAAUUCAUCUAGCGGCCAGUCGGCCAAGCACAUGCAGGAGCGAAUACCAUUGUACGGCCUCCUAGAAAAAGACUGGAACCUGCUGUCUGCCAUGCUAGACGUGGAAAGCGUUCUUAUCCGCUACCACGUACUUGCUGCUCGUCUGCAUCUACAUGCAUUUUUCCUUUUCGACGACCCUACAACCGAGGACUACGACCGUCGCAUAUUGACUCUCAUAGCCUCCGCAUCUGCCCUGAUACAACACAUACUCUCUGCUGAGUCAAAAGAGCCGCCCUUCAUGCCAUACUGCUCUUUCUAUGCUUAUCAGAGUUUGCCACUGGCAGGCUUCAUCUUGCUGAAGGUGGUCAGGAGCGAGUACUUUGCUCAGCUCAUAGGCUCAGAGCUCGCAACCGCCCGACAUCUGCUCGAAGCCUGCAUCCGGCUGAUGCGAGUCAUGUCCGUCAGCGACAAUGAUCUAGCGCUGCGUUUGAGCGACGUACUAGCAUACCUGUACAACCACAACAACCCACGCGUGGUCUGCGCGGAAGGAAGACACGCUCUGCAGCUGAACAUUCAGUCCCGUCUGUCGAUGAGUAUUGUCUUUGAUUCUCUUUGGCGCUGGCGAGAUCAGUUCAGGACCUCGAAUAUGAAUCAGGAUGGGACCAGUGCAUUUGCUAAUGAUGUCGACUUCCAAGCUGCGAUGCAAGAUCUGCCAGCACUGUUCCAGCUCGACGAUCCAGAGGGCUUCCCUACCGACGAUCUGUACUUUGACUGGUUCCGAUAA
Cyphellophora attinorum is the source of this 3753-nucleotide messenger RNA. Its product is annotated as Regulatory protein LEU3. Gene Ontology annotation, molecular function: transcription cis-regulatory region binding; DNA-binding transcription factor activity, RNA polymerase II-specific; zinc ion binding. The record is from RefSeq and is a predicted model, not a curated record. Gene Ontology annotation, biological process: regulation of DNA-templated transcription. Lineage: Eukaryota; Fungi; Ascomycota; Eurotiomycetes; Chaetothyriales; Cyphellophoraceae. The transcript is spliced from 3 exons. The coding region runs from base 1 to 3753 and encodes 1250 amino acids. Gene Ontology annotation, cellular component: nucleus.